AUGCGGCCGUUUGACAUCUUCGACCACUGGAGCGCUUGUAAGCGCAAGCAGGAGGAGCGGGCGGAACGCAUCGCUUCUUUAUCUAAACCUUACCAGUACCCUCUCAAUAGUAACGAGAGGACCAUCUUGGACGAGAACAUCGACGAUUUGGUUCAGGAUGUUCAGGAUGGCAAUAAGAACGCUGUUGAUGUCCUCCGGGCAUAUGGUAAAGUCGCCGUCAAGGCACAAGAGAAGACGAACUGUAUCACCGAGGUGAUGCUCAAGGAGGCUGAAGGCUGGAUCAAAAGUGGCGACAUCAAUCUCAAAGGCCCACUAGCUGGUAUACCUGUCAGCUUGAAGGACAGUAUCAACGUCGGCGGCUUCGACAGUAGCGUUGGCUACUCCUGCAACACUGGCCAACCAGUGCCUGUCGAUGGAGCUGUCGUGCGCAUGCUCAAGGACGCCGGUGCUGUUCCAUUCGUCAAGACUGCUCUCCCUAUCACACUUCUGAGCUUCGAAAGCACGAACGAUGUAUGGGGUCAAUGCAGUAAUCCCCACAAUACCAAGUAUUCUCCUGGUGGAAGUACGGGCGGCGAAGGUGCAAUUCUCGCCUUUGGUGGCAGCAGAAUUGGUAUUGGCUCCGACGUGGCAGGCUCUGUUCGUGCCCCAGCGCACUACUCGGGAUGCUACAGUAUUCGAUGCAGCACUGGACGAUGGCCGAAGUUGGGCGCAAAGACAUCCAUGCCCGGUCAGGAAGGCAUCGCAUCCGUCUUUUCUCCCAUGGCCCGCACUCUUAUGGAUCUCACUUACUUCACGCGCUCUUUUAUACAGAUGCAACCGUGGAAAUACGAUCAGUCUGUGCAUCCUCUUGCUUGGCGUACCGAAGUCGAAGAGGAGUAUGCCGACAAGAAGACCCUAAAGAUUGGCGUCAUGCGUACCGACAAUGUGGUCGAUCCAUCUCCUGCCUGUGUCCGUGCCGUGGAUAUGUCUGUCCAGGCUUUGAGAGAUCAGGGCCAUGAGGUGUUCGACGUCACACCACCGGAUCCGUACGAAGCUCUCGUUAUCGCUAGUAACCUUCUCAACGCCGACGGCACACGAACCUUCCGCUCUUUCUUCCGCACGGGCGAGACAGACGAUGUCGGCGCUAGCGAGUUCGGCCGCUACAUGCGCUUGCCUCGAAUCGUCAAGUGGUUCUACUACGCAUACGUCAAGUACAUCAAACGCGACGAUCUUUGGGCUGGCCUGCUGGAGCAUUGGCACGAGAAGAGUGCUUUCGAAAACUGGCAAUGGGUCGCCAAGCGUGAGCUCUACAAAGCAGACUUCCACGCAUGGUGGAACACUUUCGGCGACGAGGGUGAUGGCAUGGACUUUCUUCUGACGCCGCCAAAUUCGACCCCGGCUGUGCCUCAUGGCGGUAUGAGUUCUGCUGCUGCGGCUUGUGGUUAUACAUUCUUGUUCAAUCUGCUCGACUACAGCGCGGGUAUCAUGCCUGUCACGCACGUUGACGCUGUCAAGGAUGCGCUGCCUACGACCAUCAAUAUAAACAAGAUGAAUGGCAUUGCGAGAGGUGCAUACAAGCACUACGACAGCGUCAAGAUGGCUGGUCUGCCAGUGGCGAUUCAACUUGUUGGCCGCAGGCUUGAAGAGGAAAAGGUUUUGGCUGGCAUGCAGAGGUUGUACAAUGCGCUCGAUGCGAAGGGCCAUACUUACGAGCUGCUGGAGGUACCUGAGGUGUAA
This is a messenger RNA of Recurvomyces mirabilis, 1716 nucleotides long. RefSeq lists its product as uncharacterized. NCBI's taxonomy places the organism in Eukaryota, Fungi, Ascomycota, Dothideomycetes, Mycosphaerellales, Teratosphaeriaceae. The coding region runs from base 1 to 1716 and encodes 571 amino acids. The transcript is spliced from 2 exons. The record is from RefSeq and is a predicted model, not a curated record.